AUGAAUGGGGAGCAAAAGUUUAUGAAUGGAGCGAUGAGCGCGGGAGAUAUAUUAGAGAUCAGUUACGAGGCGGCGGUAGCACGCUCCGUGGAUUCGGACAACGCAUCAAUGACUACGAGGAGUUUCCCUAGCCAUGCACUACAACGAACAACCACCUAUAGAAAUUGUCAGAAACUCUUACUCAGACAGGAAAUUUCACUUAAACAUAGUGAGUUAAGACGUGCGAAGAUAAAGAGGGAUGAACUGUAUGGAAAAUUGAAAUGUAGUGUGUCAUCUUUUGAUUUUAAUCAUCUGAAGUGUUUGAUUGAAAAGCGUAAUAACCAUUGCAUGGUAAGGGAAUCAUUCAUACAGUCCCGAAAGCUUAAACGGUUGGGUUACAUCCCUGAAACAACCCUGGACGCAGACAAGGUCAUUUUCAAUUGUUCCGACACACACCUCUCCGAUGUGCAAAAGAGAGGUUUGUCACGAGGUCUAAAAUUUUCAUUUUACCCUGAUCGCCUCAACUUACUACAACAUUUCACAAUUUUUGAGAAACUUCAUCAUGAUCUAAAGAAGGAAGUGUUCUAUGAUCCACAUUGCAAAGGUUCCAAUUAUGUUGACACCCACAUUAAAUAUCUGGCUUUUAAUUCUUUCUAUUCCCACAAUUCUGUCUCUGAUAACAAUUUACCUAAAGACGAGUUCAUAGCACUGAAGAACUUGUCUAAAUCAAAUGACGUAGUAAUUACUAAGCCUGAUAAGGGAAAUGGCAUUGUUCUGUUGAACAAACAGGAUUACGUAAACAAGAUGAUGGAUAUUAUCUCUGAUACAAGUAAAUUCAAUCUGGUUCAGAGAGAUAUUUUCUCAGUCAUGUUACAAUGUGAAGGUAAAAUUAACAGACUACUAUCCAGACUGUUAACAAAUGAUGUAAUAACUCAAGAUACCUACCGAAAUUUGUAUGCAAAGGGAUCAACACCUGGAAUUAUGUACGGUCUCCCAAAGGUACAUAAGGACGGAAUUCCUCUACGUCCCAUAUUAUCUGCCAUAGGAACAUGCAGUUACCAACUAGCUAAAUUCCUUGUUCCAUUUCUAACCCCUCUAACCACAAAUAUUUUUACAGUAAAGGAUUCAUUCACCUUUGCCAAAGAAAUUACUACUAUUAGUUUUGACAAGUGCUGUAUGGUCAGUUUUGAUAUUGUUUCAUUAUUUACGAAUAUACCACUGAAAGAAACAAUAGACAUUUGCAUGAACAACUUGUUUCAGACAGUUGAAACAGUCCAAGGCUUCUCGAAAGAAAAUUUAAGAAAGAUGCUUGAACUGUCAGUCCAAGAUUGCCAUUUCAUUUUUAAUAACCAGUUGUUUAUACAGCGAGAUGGCGUAGCUAUGGGAUCACCACUUGGCCCUACGCUUGCUAAUGCAUUCUUAUGUUAUUAUGAACACAUUUGGCUUUCAAACUGCCCUAUACCUUUCAAACCUUUGUAUUACAGAAGAUUUGUUGAUGAUACUUUUCUCAUAUUCAAAGCACAGGAACAUGUUCAAGAAUUUCUUAGCUACCUCAACUCGCAACACACCGAAUAUGAAAUUCACUGUGAUAUGAAAAAGAGAUGA
Molecule: messenger RNA, 1584 nt
Organism: Penaeus vannamei (Pacific white shrimp)
Lineage: Eukaryota; Metazoa; Arthropoda; Malacostraca; Decapoda; Penaeidae
Source: RefSeq, a predicted model, not a curated record